UUUCCCAUUUUGGGAGGGUUGGAGGGGGCUGCACAUUACACUUCCUGUUUAUUGUCCCUACCAGCAUCUUUUCAUAAAGUUACCUCAUGGUUUCACUCACUGCCUAUUUACGCUUUACAGAUCGCUACACUCCUCUUAUUAGAAACGCAUGCUGCAGAUCUGGAUGAGAACAACGUAACUACACUGAGAUAUCUUUGUUUUUAUAUAUAGUAUUUCGUCCAGGUAGUAGCACCUCUGGUUAUUCUCAUCUCCAGAAGGGAUAACUCCUUUUGCACAAAGCUAAUGAGAACUACAUCUCCCAGCAUGCCCAGCCAGCUGUUGACUUUGCCGCUCUGCAGGGAAGGAGAGGAGUGAUGUGGGAAUAUAAAGAAGAAUGAUGAUAUGCAUGCCUGCAGCCUGCCAUGCAUGAAGACUGUAGCACACACACACACACUCAAGGCUGCUCUGGGGUUUAUAUAACUGGCCCCUCCCACUCUAGCAAGGGCACAUAUAAUGAAAGAAGUACAGUUGGCUGGAGUCAGUCACACUGGGCCUUGUGCCAGGGCAGGAAAUGUAAGGUUACCCUCUCUCUAAAGUUCCACUUGGCUGAGCGGCGUCUCUCGUAUCAUGCACAGAUCCAAGAGGCAAAGAUGGGUUUCUUCCACGUGGGAGCGGGUUUCCAGCAUCGGCUUGCCAGAUGUGGCGCUCUGGUUCCGCAGAAGAUUGCCCAUUUUAGAGUGGGCACCCAAGUACAGCGUACGGGAGAGUUUGCUUCCGGACACAGUCUCGGGGCUGAUGCUGUCAGUGCAACAAGUGACUCAAGGACUUGCGUUUGCUGUAAUGUCAUCAGUUCACCCGGUAUUUGGAUUAUACGGAUCCUUCUUCCCUCCAUUAAUAUAUGCAGUUUUUGGCAUGGGGCGCCACCUUGUCACAGGAACGUUUGCCAUCACAUCCUUGAUAUCUGCCAGUGCAGUUGAGCGGCUGGUCCCUCCAUACAGCGGAAAUGUCAGCAACUCUUCAUUGGGCCCUCUGGGCUUAUCUGAGUUUGAGAUGCAAAGAAUUGGCGUUGCUGCGGCUGUUACAUUUCUAGGUGGAAUCAUUCAAAUCUGCCUGUUUGUGUGCAAUCUGGGCUGCGCCACGUUCCUUUUGUCGGAGCCAGUUGUUAGCUCAAUGACAACAGGAGCAGCUACACAUGUGGUGACGUCACAAGUGAAGUACCUGCUAGGAAUGAAGAUGCCUUAUAUCUCAGGGCCCUUGGGGAUGUUCAAUAUCUAUAUCUACAUACUGAAAAACAUCACAACAGCAACAGUUGCAGCAGUGAUCACAUCAGUCAUCUGCCUUGUGGUGCUUGUCUUGGUAAAAGAGUUAAAUCAGCGAUAUAAAAGUAGAAUAAAAAUGGAAAUUCCCAUUGAUUUAAUAUUGAUAAUUUUAACAUCUCUCGUGUGUUAUUUUAUUAACAUGGAACACAAUUAUAAUGUCGAGGUUGUGGGACUCCUUCCAAAAGGGAUCCCAAUACCACAGGCUCCACCAAUGGGUAUUUUAUCUGACAUUGUUGUUGAAGGCUUUAGCGUUGCUUUGGUUGGAUACACAGUUUCCAUAUUUCUUGCAUACAACUCUGCCAAAAAAUUCAAGUACUCUGUUGAUGAAAACCAGGAACUUCUGGCUAAUGGCUUGACCAAUGUGAUCCCUUCCUUUUUGUUCUGCAUACCCAAUGCGGGAGCUCCGGCACGGUCAUUUGUUUUGUUUAGCAAUGGAGCGAAAUCCCAGGUAGCCAGCUUAAUAUCAUGUGUUAUAGUACUGCUGGUUAUUUAUUUUAUUGGACCAUUUCUGUGCUGGCUGCCAAUGUGCGCACUGGCGAGCAUUAUUGUGGUGGCAUUAAAAGGAAUGCUCAUUCAGUUUAACGACCUGAAGAAAUACUGGAAUGUAGAUAAAGUUGAUUGGGUAAUAUGGAUAUGUACAUAUGUGUUUACCAUAUGCUUUGCUGCAAAUAUAGGACUCUUGUUUGGAGUUUUAUUCAGUAUAGCUUUGGGAAUGUUACGACUGAGCAGAGCAAAGACACUGCAUUUGGUUCACUGGGAUGCAGAGUACAACAAAAUGCUGGAAGGUUUAAAUUCUGGUUUUUUCCAGACUGUGAAAAUAGUUUCUGUUGGUAUGCCUUUAUUCUUCCUCAAUGCCAAAAAGUUUCAAGCUGAUCUGCUGAAAAUGAAUGAUAAACUCACAGGAAAUUUUGUCCGUAAGCAGAAGACCGAUUUGUUGCUGAGCCCUGUGUCCAAUGGGGACAGUAAUGGAGAAGCCCCCAUUCUUCAACCUCAAAGAUCCCAGAGCUACACUUUAAUCCUGGACUGCAGUGGAAUUACAUGUUAUGACUAUACUGGAGUAACUAUUCUCACACAGAUUUGUUUGGAAUUAAAAGGACAAGGGACAACAGUGCUGCUCACAGGCUGUAAUGAUUCAUUGGUCAAAGCACUUCAGUACUGUGGACUUGAAUCCAAAAGUCAGACUUUCCUGGACUCUGUGAAUUCAGCACUUAGCUCUCUGCAUGUGCAAACGAGCCAGACAUCAACCCUUGAAGCCAUCAAUACAACAAGUGUCUAAUAGCAUCAAGUAAUAUCUGCACUGAAUCAUAUCUGGAUCACAAAGAAGGAGAACUCAGCCAAUUGAGGUUCUUCCCCAUGUUCACACGCUGGUCAUAGGAGACUGUUGGUCUGAUUGGUGCUAAGGGGAUCUGCUGACCUCAGCAUGGCUGUCUGAGCACAUGGAGUAGCUGAAAGGACACAUUGCAACACUGGACUGAACUCUUACAGAUUCCUCUAUUGAUUCAUCCAACUGAAGUGAAAUUGUACCUAAUGUUACAAGGCUUCUCACUGAGACAUUUAUACAGAACCUGGUAUUUUCUAAUGAAUGGUACUUAUUUCAGAUAAUACCCCAUUCAUUGCUUCCACCCACUGAGGAUUCAUAUCAACCUCCUACUGAGGAAUUCAUCCCGUAACCCAUCCAUGGAAGUUUUAGAUAAUGCCUUUUCUUUGGAUAAUGAAGGAUGGAGCGAUCUAUCUGAUGGGAACAGACUGGAAAAUGUUUGUGUAAAAUAAAUUCACAAUUACCUGCACUUUUUAAUAAGUAAAAACAUGUGGUGCACCGCCAAUGAAAAAAGGAAAUUUCAAGACAUAAACAUGUUAUUAAGAAUUUUGGAGUUUUUAAAUUUAUUUGUUCUUACUAAGAAACCCUUAUAAUUAAAGGAGAUGUAAACCCUCAAAACAAAUGAAGGCAAAUGUCACAGUCUGUGUAGCAGGAACCCUGACUCUGCUUCAUUGAUCACACUUUUUUGGUCCUGCCAGGAUUGGUCUUCACUGAUGCCCUUUUGGGGCCCUGGACAUUUCUGCUGCGAUCCAACAGAAAGCACUUCAAGACAGCAGAGUUAGACCCACGGCGCAGCACAGACAAGGGUUAAAUUGUGGUCAGGGCAGGCAAGGAGUCAGGGCAGGCAGCGAACAGAGUAAGGAAACAGGCACGGAGUCAGUAACCAGAAGAUCAAAACAGGAACAAGAGCCAGCUUGGGUAAUGAAAGGGGGCCAGUGUGGUGGCACACUGAUUUCACAAUGCAACCCCUCCAUCAAACACCUAUGCGCCAAGAUGUGCACCUCCAAUUGCACAGCCCCAGGGACCAACUUGCCAAAGGCACGAAGAAACAACAGUCUGCCAGGGCGCCUGACAGUAACACUGCUCAGAGAUCGUUUAAGCACUUUUGCAAUUUACAUUAAUUUUUUUUUUUAGUUUUCAAGAUAUUAGCAGUUUUUCAUCCGACUAGCCAUUGUCGGAAUAAGAUUAUAUUAGUGAGCAGAAUAAAGUCUUGUAAGUUGCUCUGCUUAGAUCUGACCAGUUCUGGCAAAGCUCUGCUUAGACCAUGUGGCUCAUUUAUCAGCAAUAGGCAAAUUUGCCAAUGGACAGUGAAUGCAACAAUUUGAUUGGUUUCCAUGGGUUACUGCAAUGCAAAUUUGCCCAGUGUUGAUAAAUGACCCCUAAUGAGUCUUCCAUGAUCAGGGACAAAGAUUACUCUAGGUCUGGUAAGCAGUAAGAGUAAGGCUUAAGCCAGGGUAUGCUCCCUGCUGAUUGGUUGCUAUGGGUUACUAAAACAGAGACAAACUUUGCACCUUUUGUUACAUUAACCCUUAUAUUUUAUAUGUACUCACUAUCCCUUUGGGAAAAUAACUUUCUCCUGCUGACAGAAUGUGUCCCGGCCCUAUUUUGUGCAGCUCUUGCAAAGGAAGAAGCAGACUAAAGGGAACAUGAGAAACACACUUCAUCACACUUAAAAUCAUAAUUAGAGCACAAUUCUGACAAAUUUGAAAUGGACAUUUGUUUGCUUAUCAAAUAAGACAGUACAUUGACUAUAUUUUCUUAUGAUUAUUUAUUUCAUAAAUAUAUAUUGUUUUUUGGCUAUAUUUAGUUAUGUAAAUUUUAAAAAUAAAAGCAAAAACUAAAUAAAUAAAAGUGACCUUA
This is a messenger RNA of Xenopus tropicalis (tropical clawed frog), 4476 nucleotides long. It is a transcript of the gene slc26a7, whose product is annotated as solute carrier family 26 (anion exchanger), member 7. Gene Ontology annotation, cellular component: membrane. Gene Ontology annotation, biological process: transmembrane transport. The record is from RefSeq and is a predicted model, not a curated record. Bases 607 to 2574 code for a protein of 655 amino acids. NCBI's taxonomy places the organism in Eukaryota, Metazoa, Chordata, Amphibia, Anura, Pipidae. The transcript is spliced from 19 exons.